AUGGCCAAACAUUUUAAAGACAUAAGCAGUUGCUAUGUUUGCCGGUCCUACAUGGAAGACCCCGUGAGCCUGAAAUGUGGGUUCAUCUGCUGCCUCAAGUGUGUCAACUCACUGCCGAGAAACCCCAGGGGACAAGGGACUGUGUGUUUCACCUGCCCUGAGGUUUCUCAGAAGAGUGACAUCAGGCCCAAUCGCCAGCUGGCCAGGCUGGUGUCAGAGGUCUGGGUGCUGGAGCCCCAGCUGAGAGCCAUCCUGAGGAUGAACCCGAGGAUGCGGAGGUUCCAAGUGGACAUGACCUUGGAUGUGGACACAGCCAACAAGUUCCUCUACAUCUCCGAGGACCGGCGGCAAGUCCGCUGCGUGUACGUGGAGCAGAAGCGCAGGGCCUGUCCUGAGAGGUUCAGCAUCUCCCCCUGUGUGCUGGGCUCCCCGCAGCUCAUGUCGGGCCGGCACUACUGGGAGGUGGACGUGGGCACCAGCGGAGAGUGGAACCUGGGCGUCUGCAAGGAGUCUGUUCCUCGGCAGGAGGACGUCAUCCUCUCUUCAGAACAUGGCUUCUGGAUCGUGAGCUGCAGGGAGCACGUCACCUUCCUGGCCAGCACCACACCAGUGACAGCUCUCAUUGUCAGUACCCACUUAUACCGCGUGGGUGUUUUCCUGGACUUGGAAAUGGGGACCAUUUCCUUUUAUCACGUGGAUGAUGGCUCUCACAUUUUUACGUUCCCCCCAAUUUCUGUGGCAGAGCCCCUCCGUCCAUUUUUCGCUCCUGGAAUUCCAGCGAUGGACCGUGGGAAUUUCAUGACACUCUGUCCUGGGUUCAGCCCCAGCCUGGCCAGUGCAGCUGGGCUCUGA
Messenger RNA from Phyllostomus hastatus (greater spear-nosed bat), 852 nucleotides. Its product is annotated as ret finger protein-like 4A. Lineage: Eukaryota; Metazoa; Chordata; Mammalia; Chiroptera; Phyllostomidae. Gene Ontology annotation, molecular function: protein binding. The record is from RefSeq and is a predicted model, not a curated record. The transcript is spliced from 2 exons. The coding region runs from base 1 to 852 and encodes 283 amino acids.